UCUCUCUCGUUUCUCUACCUCCCAGGUAACCACAUGCUGCUUCGGGUGUUGCCUUCGGUGUACCCCAAACAGCCGGACGCCAUUCACCGUCAGCUUGGCGAUCUGACCGCCAUGAUGUCACAGCUGGAGCCGCCAGAGCAACUCCACCUGAUCAGGCUCCUGCAAUUGGUUGCCGAGCAACAUCCACUUAUCUUGAGCCCCCAGGUUCCUGCGCUCGUCGGUUACCUUGAUGACCCCUCGUUGACGGAGGCGGUGUUCUCGGCGCUGGUGGAUGUGUCUCAGGCCAGCCCGUCGUCGCUGGUCAGCUUCCUGCCUGCGCUGAGGGCCGUGGGGGAGCAGGCGCCCGCCCUGCUGGGCAGCGUGGCCAAGAUCCACGGGGCGGUGGGCAUUAUCAGUGAGGCCCAUGCGUGCAGCUCCCUGGUGUACCUGGUGUCCCUGCUGGGCAACAUGGAGCACAGCUUCCACCACACGCUGCUCAUGCAGAUCCGGGCCCUGACGGAGCGCUACCCCUGCGUCCUGGGCGGCUGCGGCAAGGACAUCUACAGGAUGAGCAACUCCUUCAGCGCCAUCGCUCGGCUGCUGGAGCGGAAGCUGGGGGAGAGCCCCGCCAUGCAAUGCAGCCUUGGAAACGAGCGCACGGCGUCCCAGUGUGCAGCUCCUAUGGGAGCGCACGGCCCGGCAGCAGGAGGAUUCAAAGGGGGAGCAGGAGCGGUCAGAGCAGUGGGGUCGGACCAGCAUCUCCAGAUCAGGAUCCAGGCCUUCGAGGAGAAGAUGGGGGCCGAGGGGGGAGAGAAGGAGGCUGGUGGGGAGGAGGAGGAGGAGGAGGAGGAGGAGGAGGAGGAGGAAGGGGAGGGGGAGUCGCCGGCCCCCCAGAGGAGGUACAGCGCCGGGCAGACCGCCCGGCUGGAGCGGCGGGAGAUGAGGUUCAACAGGUCAAAGAGCCUGGCCCUCCACGCCGUCCGCUCGCGCUCCUUCAACUCGGACAACGGCGAAGACACAGAGGGAACCAUGACCGCUGACGCCACCCCUCCCCAUGCUCUGGCCAAUCAGCAGGGAGAUCCGCAGGAAGUCCCGCCCCCGGAGAGGAAGGCAACCGACGGCGGCCCCGCCACAGACAGUGGGACGAAGGAAGCAGAUGGAGAAAAGGGAGGGAAGGAUGGGGGGGAGGAGGAGAGGGAGGAAGAGGAGGAGGAGGAAGUGGAUCGACUUCACGUUCACCUGAAAAACAACAUGGAGACCAUCAAAGCGUUCUGUAAAGAAAUGGUGACCCAGAUCCCAGUUCCAGAGCAAUGUUUUAUCGAAGAUUCAGGCCGGGGCUGCUUCGCCAAGCUCUCCUUCUCAUGCCCACUGAAGGGCAACUACUGUCUGUACCCCAAGUCCAGCUUCGUCCUGACCAGCCCCCAGCCACACCUCUGGGUGCACGUCAUGAUGCUGCACCUGCAGAGCAAGUCCAGUGUGGCUCUGUGCUCCGGAGAUGAAUGUGUGCAGAGACUGGUGUCACUGUGGGAGAGGACGCAGCUAAGAGGAGCCCACAGCUUCUCUAUGGCCAUGACCCAGAACCCCACCCUGCAUAGGAAGGACUUGGCCAGACUUCAGGUCCAUCUGGAGGAGGUGCGUUUCUUUGACCUGUUUGGCUUCAGCCAGAAAGAGGAGAACUGGCUCUGCUUCAUGUGUAACAACCCCGAGAAGGCCACAGUUGUGAACCAGGAGGGCCAGCCUCUGAUGGAGGGUCGGCUGAAGGAGAAGCAGGUUCGCUGGAAGUUCAUCAAGCGCUGGAAGACCCGGUACUUCACCCUGGCAGGAAACCAGCUCCUGUUUCGCAAAUCCGGCAAAUCCAAAGAUGAGCUGGAAGACAUCCCCAUUGAACUCAGCAAGGUGCAGAGUGUCAAGGUGGUGGCCAGGAAGCGGCGGGAUCGGGGGCUGCCGCGCGCCUUCGAGAUCUUCACCGACAGCAAGACGUACGUGCUGAAGGCCCAGGACGAGAAGCACGCGGAGGAGUGGCUGCAGUGCAUCAACGUGGCCGUGGCCCAGGCCCGCGAGAGAGAGAACCGAGAGGCCACCACCUACCUGUAACGGGCGGGCAAACCGCUAGGACCCGUCUCUGAGUUGCGGCCAUCUGGGGUAACGCCACCCGCUGCCCAAAGGGGAUUUAUUUUGGUCUUCUUGGGGAAAAAAGUCCAGCGUGCGUUUGGGAAUUAUUCUUAUCGUAAAAGAGGGAUUGUUUUGAAGCUAUGAUCAAGAAGUGUUGAAUUGCCUCUCGUUUCUCUAAGAACCCUGUUGUUGUUGCCCCUGGGUUGUAUGGAAACAACACAUGACUUCACGGGGGUUUGAGUGGACAGAUGAUGAAUACUAAUUGAAUUACACAUGAACGAUACCCACUCCUGUCCGACCGGUCUCAGAGACUGUCGCUCACACACUGCUUUACAUUGAUGGAACCAUAACAAACUGUGAACACAAACGCACAUGCACAGAGACGUUACCCACAUGCAGAGUUGUUUGUGGCAAUGUGCGGGAGGGAGAUUAAUUCAAGUAUUCAUAAACAACUCGCAGCAAAGUUAAAAGAGGCUAAAUUUGUUAUUUUGAAAACAGCAUACGGACGUAUGCCAAUGUUCCCACACAGGAACUCGCACGCACCCAUACUCUCUAUCACACACAUUCACACACACAAAAACACAGACCACACACACACACACACACACACAUACACACACACACAAUACAAAGAGAAUACAAUAGGACACCAAAUACUACUUUGCACAAUAAGCAAUUGAACCAUAUCGCAAAAAGAUCAAGAACUCUUGUCAGGAGAAUAUAAAUCAGCAAUAUAAUGUUCACCAUAAUCAACCCCUUGAAAUGAUAAAUACAGAUACAGAUGCACACAACGGGCCAAUAUGUGUUUGUCACGAUGAUUCACCAGUGCAGAUCCUGGCCAGUGAAUCCGCAGCGGAGCGAUGCAGUGUGCGCUCUGUGUUUGUUUGACUUGGGCAGAGGUACGGUGUCACAUGAGACGAUGAUAGCUCCAUGGAAGCGCGGAAAGCAGCAACAUGUUGAUCCAGUUUAAGGCGAAACCGCGUGGGAUCCCCUCAGCACCUCGACGACACUAAUGCAUCUCCGGGACAUUCACAUUGGUGACCUCUGAAGCUGUCCAACAGUAGCUGUGGGAGUCCGUUGUGCUUGCUGUGUUCCGAAACGUUGGCCCGCUGGACACAAUGUUUUGCACGAAGCAAUAAGAGUUUCCUCUAAGAAAUUAGGGUCCAGUGGAGCCAGUGGGCCUCAUGCAGACUCUCAACAUGUAGCAAUAAGUCAUGCACAUUAAGCAGCAUGCACCCGCUCUGGGCGCUGUGGGGAAGAUGAAGACCCACAUAAUGGACAGCAGAUGAGGGGAAACAGCGAAUAAUGGUUAGGUGUGUGUGUGUGUGUGUGUGUGUGUGUGUGUGUGUGUGUGUGUGUGUGUGUGUGUGUGUGUGUGUGUGUGUGUGUGUGUGUGUGUGUGUGUGUGUGUGUGUGUGUGUGUGUGUGUGUG
Molecule: messenger RNA, 3523 nt
Organism: Gadus chalcogrammus (walleye pollock)
Lineage: Eukaryota; Metazoa; Chordata; Actinopteri; Gadiformes; Gadidae
Product: ventricular zone-expressed PH domain-containing protein-like
Exons: 11
Biological process (GO): regulation of signal transduction
Cellular component (GO): plasma membrane
Molecular function (GO): phosphatidylinositol-5-phosphate binding
Source: RefSeq, a predicted model, not a curated record